Tinamus guttatus (white-throated tinamou) is the source of this 820-nucleotide messenger RNA. RefSeq names its product antagonist of mitotic exit network 1 homolog (gene AMN1). Gene Ontology annotation, molecular function: protein binding. Gene Ontology annotation, biological process: SCF-dependent proteasomal ubiquitin-dependent protein catabolic process. Lineage: Eukaryota; Metazoa; Chordata; Aves; Tinamiformes; Tinamidae. Gene Ontology annotation, cellular component: SCF ubiquitin ligase complex. The record is from RefSeq and is a predicted model, not a curated record.
AUGGCGAUCCAGCUGCUGCUGGACCUAUGCAUUCACAGCCUGACAAAGAACCUUUCAAGAUACACUGCCGAUAUUAAAUCAUUGCCUCCCAACAUAAAGGAUAAACUGAUUAAAUUAAUAAGUCUACAAGGGCAAAUAACCGAUUCAAAUAUUGGUGAGGUAUUGCAUCCUGCUGUAGAGUCUCUAGACCUCCGUGAAUGUGAUAUUUCAGAUAAUGCACUGUUACAACUUUAUAAUUGCAAACAUUUGAAAGAAAUCAACUUAAAUUCUCGCAAAGAAAACAGAUUGGGAAUCACUUCAGAAGGUGUCAUAGCUCUGGCUCUGUCCUGUCCUUACUUGCGGGAAGCGUCUUUCAAAAGGUGCUGCAAUAUAACUGACAGUGGAGUUCGUGCUCUUGCACUCAACUGCCACUAUCUGCAAAUAGUGAACCUGGGCAACUGCUCUGGCAUCACCGAUGCCUCCUUGCAGGCACUGGGAGAGAACUGCAAGUUUCUUCAGAGUGUGAGCUUCUCCUCUACUCAGGUAACAGACGAUGGUGUUAUAGCACUAGUGAGUGGAACAUGUUCAAAGAAUUUAAAGGAGAUCCACAUGGAACAGUGUGUGAACCUGACUGAUGUCGCAGUGGAAGCAGUCCUAACCUGUUGCCCAGAGAUAUACAUUUUUCUGUUCCAUGGAUGCCCGUUGAUAACAGAUCGUUCCCGAGAUAUUCUAGAGCAGCUGCUCGUAUCAAACAAAAUCAAGCAAGUGACAUGGACUGUUUACUGAUUCCUUUUUAUGUGCACAUAUGAGUGUGAGGUUUACAGAGCAGAGGGUCUCUUCA